This is a messenger RNA of Diachasmimorpha longicaudata, 1249 nucleotides long. RefSeq names its product wollknaeuel (gene wol). Lineage: Eukaryota; Metazoa; Arthropoda; Insecta; Hymenoptera; Braconidae. The transcript has 5 exons. Bases 136 to 1122 code for a protein of 328 amino acids. Gene Ontology annotation, cellular component: endoplasmic reticulum membrane. The record is from RefSeq and is a predicted model, not a curated record.
CCACCAGUAUGGUGCCCCCUCCCCAUGUGUAUUGUAUCACCCAAGUGCUCCUAAGUGACGUGGAAUGAAUUUCAUAGGAUUUACCGAGUCUUUACCAACUUUUUCAGCAUUUAGUGCCAGAUCAUCGAUCGUACGAUGAUUUCUCUCUACACUCUAAUCAUCAGUCUCGUUGCACUUGCAUUAUUUAUCAGCGUUGCGUUUUGCAUAAUCCUGUACGUAAUUACUUCCCCAUAUCCCAAGAUUUGGAGGGAUGAGAGGGAGAAAUAUUUUAUUGAUGGCAAGACUGGAAGAAAAGCUACAUUCCCAUCGAUUGACGAUGAAUUCACCGUCAAACUUAGUGUUGUGGUUCCAGCAUAUAAUGAGGAAGAAAGACUGAUUCCAAUGUUGGAUGAGUGCCUCGAGUAUCUCGAAAACAGAAAAAAAUCAGGACUUACUUACGAAGUGAUUAUCGUCAGUGAUGGAAGUACAGACAAAACUGUAGAAGUAGCUCAGAGAUAUGCAGAAAAAUACGAAACUGUCAGAGUUCUGGACCUGGUGAAGAAUCGAGGGAAGGGUGGAGCUGUGAGAUUAGGAAUGCAGAGUGCUAGAGGAUGUUUAUUAUUGUUUGCUGAUGCUGAUGGUGCUACGAAAUUCGGGGAUCUUGAAAAGUUAGAGGAGAGCCUGAACGAUGUACUAAAAUUUGACUACUCAGAGAAGCCCCAUGAAGCUUCUCUGUCCAACGCAGUCAUCUGCGGCUCACGAGCCCACCUGGAAGAGGAAGCAACAGCCACAAGAUCAAUCUUUCGACUGAUUCUCAUGCAUGGCUUCCACUUCCUCGUAUGGGCCCUUUGCGUACGAGGCAUUCGAGAUACUCAGUGUGGAUUCAAGCUUCUCACACGUGAAUCCGCUAGGACUUUAUUCCGAGCCCUCCACGUGGAGCGGUGGGCUUUCGACGUGGAGAUGCUCUACCUCGCUCAAACACUGGACAUUCCUGUUAGAGAGAUUUGUGUGAAUUGGACGGAGAUUGAGGGAUCCAAAGUCGUUCCUUUCUGGAGUUGGUUGCAGAUGGGUCGAGACCUGGGACUCAUCUGGCUGAGAUACACUAUUGGGGCUUGGAAAAUCGAUAGGCCUAAGAGAUCUUAAGGAAUUCGCCAGAUAUAAAAUUUAAUCAUUUAUCAGCUCUCGUUUAUUAUAUUUUUGAGUAUAAAAAAAAUUUUUGAAGUUGUGAUUGUAACUAUCUCUCGUCAUCAAUGAAAAUUCAAUUAAUCUA